Suillus plorans is the source of this 1578-nucleotide messenger RNA. RefSeq names its product pyridoxal phosphate-dependent transferase. Bases 146 to 1378 code for a protein of 410 amino acids. Gene Ontology annotation, biological process: L-aspartate biosynthetic process. The transcript is spliced from 9 exons. Gene Ontology annotation, molecular function: pyridoxal phosphate binding; L-aspartate:2-oxoglutarate transaminase activity. NCBI's taxonomy places the organism in Eukaryota, Fungi, Basidiomycota, Agaricomycetes, Boletales, Suillaceae. Gene Ontology annotation, cellular component: cytosol. The record is from RefSeq and is a predicted model, not a curated record.
UGUUCUCACCGUACUACCACGAGAUGAAGCUGGCACUAUUACUUAUACCGUGACAUCGUCUUGCUAUCGCCAUCCUGAUCUCACCUUCAAAUCGAACACUGACAGGAUAAGACAAGUAUAUAAUCACCUCUCAGGUUCAAACACGAUGUCGGCGGAAACAUGGCAGGAUGUUCCCCUUGCUCCACCCGACAGCAUUUUUAAAUUGACCGCGGCGUAUAAGGCGGAUACGUUUCCUCAGAAGGUCAACCUUGGUGUUGGAGCAUAUAGAGAUGAUGACAAUAAACCUUGGGUCCUUCCUGUUAUCAAGAAGGCCACACAAAUUCUUCUGAAUGAUCCUAACAUCGAUCACGAAUACCUCCCCAUCACGGGUUUACCAGAGUUCAGUGCCGGUGCGGCAAAGCUCAUCCUUGGUGCCGAUUCGCCUGCUAUCGCAGAAGGGCGUGCUGUUAGCGUGCAGACCAUCUCUGGAACUGGCGCAAACCACUUGGGAGCCUUGUUUCUAAGCAGGUUUUAUCAUUGGGACGCCCCAAAGCAGAUUUACUUGAGCAAUCCCACCUGGGCUAACCACCAUGCCAUCUUCAAGAAUGUUGGAAUCCAACCUAUAGAUUAUCCUUACUAUGACCCGGCCACCAUUGGGCUAGACUUUGAUGGUUUCAUUGAAACCCUACAAAGUGCUGCGCCGGGCUCGGUAUUUUUACUACACGCUUGCGCCCACAACCCUACAGGAGUUGACCCUACUCGUGACCAAUGGAAGCACAUCGCUGAAGUCAUUAUCGCCAAAAACCAUUACGCAUUUUUCGACUGCGCUUACCAGGGUUUUGCAAGUGGCGACCUCAACAACGAUGCGUGGGCAGUUAGAUACUUCGUAGAGAAGGGUGUGCCGAUGCUUGUGUGUCAGAGCUUCGCCAAGAACGCAGGUCUGUACGGCGAGCGGAUCGGUGCGCUGCACGUCGUCCCUCCUACGAAGGAUGCUGCAGACCGUGUUAAGAGUCAGCUGUCGGUUUUGCAGCGCAGUGAAAUAAGCAACCCACCGGCUUACGGUGCACGCCUGGUCUCGCUUAUCCUCAACGACAGUGCCCUCUUUGACGACUGGAACCGCGACAUCAAGACCAUGGCUGAGCGAAUCAUAUCCAUGCGCAAUGAGCUUUAUCGACUCCUGACGGAGGAGCUGAAAACGCCAGGCAGUUGGGUUCAUAUCAUCAACCAGAUUGGCAUGUUCAGCUUCACUGGAAUCAACCCAUCUCAGUCGCAAGCACUGAUAGAUACUUUCCACAUUUACUUGACGGCCAACGGACGAAUUUCGAUGGCUGGGCUGAACUCGCACAACAUAAGAUACUUUGCAGAGAGCUUGGACAAGGUGGUCAGGGGGCAGGUGUAAAUGACUUGCGGAUUGCCAGGGUAUCUGAUAGUGAUGUCUUGGAGACGAACGUGUUAGAUCAACUGUAGGUCGCUAGGAACUUUGACAACUCAAAUUUGCGUUACAUAAUCAGCAGGACGUCAGUUAUAAAUAGAUUUCUACUUAUAUUUGGACUGAAUUGUGCAGAAUUUCACCAAACAACGACAAAAUUAACUUUGAAA